CGUACGGAUGUGUGUGACAGGCUAGCGCGCCAAAUUAAUUUUCGACAAAAGGAAAGCCAAAUACACGGAUUCUGCAUAAUUAACCACUAAACGCGGCUGUAAAAAGCCGUUUAGACGCUUGAGAGUAAAAGCUUGACCGGUCAAAACUCGGAUUAACGUCAAACCGAAGAGCUGUCGGUAUGGGUUUGCUCGAGCGGUGCCAGGAGCUCUUCAAGACCUCAAACCUGUACGAGGUGCUGGGUAUCAACAAAGAGGCCACCGAGGCAGAGAUCCGGAGGAGCUACUACAAAGUGUCGCUCAAAGUUCAUCCAGACCGGGCUCCUGAGGACCCGCUGGCCACAGAGAAAUUUCAGGUGUUGGGGAAGCUUUAUGCAGUGCUAAGCGAUAAGGAGCAGAGGGCUAUUUAUGAUGAGCAGGGAGUGGUGGAUGAAGAGUCUGACGUCCUGAGUCAGGACCGCUGCUGGGAAGACUACUGGAGACUGCUGUUUCCUAAGAUUACAGUGCAGGACAUCCUUGAGUUUGAGAAGAAAUAUAAGGGCUCUGAUGAGGAGCGGGAGGAUGUAAUCAAGCUGUAUGUGCAGCACCAGGGAGAUAUGGAUGCCAUCACCGCCUCAGCUCUGUGCUGCUCCCAGGAAGACGAACCCAGGCUCUGCAGCAUCAUCCAGGCUGCCAUCGACAGCGGGGAAGUGACAUCGUUCCCAGCGUUUACUCAGGAGAGUAAAAAGAAGAAGAGGGCUCGUAGGAAGAGGGCUGACAGAGAGCGACAAGAAGCAGAAGAAAUGCAGAAAGAGAUGGGGCUCGGUGAUCAGGAUGAAAGUCUUGCGAUGAUGCUCAAGCAAAGACAGGCUUCCAGAGAGCAGAAUUUUAACAGUUUCCUGUCUGAUCUAGAAGCAAAGUACUCCAAAAAAAGUGGGAAAUCUCAAAGAGGCAAAAGAGGAAAAAAGUGAAAAGCUAACGGGCUCUGGUUAUAGCAGAUAAAAUGUCUGUAAAUCGUAGCAGAUAUUUUAAUUUGUUCAAAAAACAGCUUUUUUUGAUUAAUGAGAGCGUUUGUGUACAUGUAUGAGCAGCUGCUUCCUUCCGUGUUCCUCCUUCAUAAAACUGUUCUUUAUUUGGCCACAGUAGCUUAUUUAUGCAGCACUUAAUUUGUAGUCAUUUUUUGUUCUUUUGUUGUCAGUGUUCAUAAACACAAAUAAAUUCAUAUUUAUAUACAUAAU
This is a messenger RNA of Toxotes jaculatrix (banded archerfish), 1214 nucleotides long. RefSeq names its product DnaJ (Hsp40) homolog, subfamily C, member 9 (gene dnajc9). The transcript has 5 exons. NCBI's taxonomy places the organism in Eukaryota, Metazoa, Chordata, Actinopteri, Toxotidae. Bases 180 to 947 code for a protein of 255 amino acids. Gene Ontology annotation, molecular function: heat shock protein binding. The record is from RefSeq and is a predicted model, not a curated record. Gene Ontology annotation, cellular component: cytoplasm; nucleus.